Girardinichthys multiradiatus is the source of this 3407-nucleotide messenger RNA. RefSeq names its product LRRN4 C-terminal-like protein. Bases 438 to 1172 code for a protein of 244 amino acids. NCBI's taxonomy places the organism in Eukaryota, Metazoa, Chordata, Actinopteri, Cyprinodontiformes, Goodeidae. The transcript has 4 exons. The record is from RefSeq and is a predicted model, not a curated record. Gene Ontology annotation, molecular function: protein binding.
GUGGGCUGGGAACUGGAACUGGAUACACUGACUGUAUGGAGAGAAGGUUGGGCGAGUUGAUGGAGAACAAAAACAGACUUUCUUAAGAAGGUAUCUUCAGGCUUAGUGAGUAAUGUUGAUGAUCUUGCAUGGAGGGGGUCAGAGCUGGGACGGAAGAUGACCACAGAGGUGCCUGAAUUUAUUUUCCUCUUGAUCCUUUACUCAGUCAGCAGCAGUGAGGUUUCUCUGAAGGCAGCUCACUUGCUGGAGUGGUGAGCUCCAGAUGACGGGCUUGGAGGAAAGAGGGAUCCAGUUCCAGACCCACUGGGAAAGUGGCAUUAGGAUCUACGAGAAUGCGCAGGCGGCCGUGGAGGAGCUGAGACGGAGAGGAAUGCAGGUGGAGAUUGUCUUCAGGUUUAAGGUCGGAUCGGAGCGUGUAUAGAUCUGCCUAUAGAGAAAUGACCAGACUGGAUUUAACAAGGGCCCCUGAUGUCCCCCCCCCAGAGGGAGGUGGGAACUCAUCGCCUGUCAUGAAGAAUCGUCACUUCCUCCUUGUGAUCGUAUGCCUGCUUUCCAUCAAGGGUCCACUGACCUCUACAUCUGCAGGAACAGGAAUACCUCCUAACGAUCUCAUCCUUUCCACAGAAGAUUACAGUAUAUUUGAGGAUUCAUCCAUCCCCAUUGUCCCUGUCAUAAAGCCUACAAAUGCUGGAACCCUCCAACGGUGCGACUACAACGCCUGCCGUGAGAAGCAGACCCCCUGUGAGGUCCUCUCUGCCUCUUUAGGCUGCCUGUGUCCAGGCUUCACUUUGCACAACGAGCAUCCAGAGCCUCCAAGCCUGAGCUCAGUGUCCUGGAACGGCUCAGCAGUUGUAGUUUGGUGGUGUGCACCAAAUUCUUAUAUCACAUCUUACGUUGUGACAGUAGAAGGGGGAGAGAAGCAGACGUUGAGGGCGGAUCAAAGGAGGGCUGCAUUGAGCCAGAUAGACCACAAAGCAGAGGUCUGUGUGGUUGCUGUAAACGAUGCCGGGUACAGCACUCGAUCCUGUAUGGAAUACCAGCCGAGUAGCAACAGCCUUGCUCUGACAGUAGGCCUCAUCGGGGGGACUCUGGGCUUCCUGCUACUGAUUUUGCUGGCUGUUCUGCUGUGUAGGCGUAGGAGGCAAAAGAAAGAGGAGGCCAGACAUGUAUGAAGAAUGAUGCUGCGAGUCAGCGACCAAACAAACAAACAAGAAACACUGAGAAGUUGGACAUUCAGCAAGAUAAGACUCAUGAAAUGUUUGAUUGUUGCUGAAGUCAAUUAACCACGAGAACAUCUGACUGUUUGUCUCAAGACAGGGUGAAACAGGGUUUAUAGACUACUUAACAUAUGUAGCUGGUCAUAUUCAUCUCCUCACUGCUGGUCCAUUUUGAAGAACACUUUAUUUUUCAAUUGAGGCUGAACAAACCUAUUUGAAUUCAAACUGCAUAAACAUAACACUUAUGAACUAGAGAAACUGGAAAUAAAAAAGUUUUUCAUCAAUAUUUUACUGUACUGAACCCAUUUAACUUAUAUUAAUAUCUUACAAACUUUCGUAAGAUACAACUGUACAUUUCCACUGGGUAAUCUCCAAUAUAUAUGAAAAAUGAAAGGAUUAGAAUUUCUCAGGAUUAGAAUUUCACUUCAACUAAAAAUAAUCCAAUGACAGCUCAAAAAAAGAAAAUUAUCUAACUCAUUUCUAUUCACUAACAACUGAAAAAAGCAAAAAACCUUAACAUCCACAUGAACCAAAAUCUAACAAAGAUGAACAACUGGUUAAAUGGUUGGACCCCAAAGAAUGGGGGAUUUACAGUCUAAUUCUAAUCUCUACUUAAAGAGAGGAAAGAAAAAUAUAAAUGACCAGUUUUGAUCCGUCAAGUUUUAGCACCAGAACCGCCACAAUAGACUGAAAGAAGUGCCUUAGGUAAAAGGUCAAAUCUGUUUGUGUUCAUAGCUUUACUUUAUUGUUGAUUGAGACACAAUAUCUCUUCCGCCAAGCAGUAUUAGCCCAUAUAAGUGUCAAACAUUUUACAAAUAAGAGCAUAGGCAAAAAGGCAGAAAACACAAAAUAAAUAAAACCACAUAAAGAAAUACCCUUACCACUUAUUAAACAAAACUAAAUUAACACACUGAUUGUUUAAGCUGCUUUUACAAAUAACUUACAAUACUAAGUCAGGGCAAUGCAUCCAAAUAUUGUUUGUUCAGGUGAUUCAGUUUGGCCUAUUCUGUACAAAUCAAUGAAAAAAACAGCUUUUAAAGGGUGUUAUAUACACUGGAAUAAUAUUUGAACACACCCAUCCGACCCAACUUUAAAAAUGAGCGUUAACAUAAGUGUUUCUUCUUCAAAGUGAGAAAAAUGUCUAGUUGACCAACUCCAGUUUACAAGUGGGUCUCAUUCCUUUUGCAGCUAAAAUGCAGAGUAUGAUAUACAAAAUCCAGCCUAUUCAAAGAUCUACAAUGCUUCAUGGAAACUAUACCGCCCUGAAAUCUGACACUGACAAGAAGGCGCUGUGGACUAGUCCCCAUCUAGCCAAAAAAAUGAAGAAAAUUUUAAAAUGAAAAUAAAAAUCCAGUUAUGGUUUUGGCUUUUUUUUAGAGGAUUAAUAAUAUGGACAUAAUAUGGAGAUAUGUGAAGUUUCUCAUAAAACAUAACCCUCUCCAUAUGAGCCCCAUUUAAAACGAUAACUGUAAUGUUAGUAGUUAAAGAGGAAUGUGUGAAAACUGUGUAUUUAGUCUUUUAGACAAUAAUGACUUGGCUUAAGAACUUUAAAAAGGUUAAAAUCUGAUUAAAGAGAGACUAUUCCUAUAUGUUGAGAUGGCUGCCCUGUAUAAAUAACUGUAGCAUCUGCAUAGAAGUGAACACCCAGCAUUCAACUACUUACAUGAAGCUGUUGAAGUUAACACAAAACAGAACGGCUCAUAGUUUGUUGUUGAUUAAUUGUUAACUGAAUAAAAUGUUCAAACAGGCUGCCAAGUCUUUAUCCAGUUCUUAUUUACAGGACAACAGUUUGUCUUGUAAAUAAGCCUUUAGACAUGAGACAAAUACAAGUCUGCCACAGAGAAAUAUGGCACAUGAGUGAACGAUCUGAGAUGUAUUUGAAAUGUAAAAUAUAUUUAACUUAAACAGAUUUUGGAAACAGUUUUGGAUGUGAAAAUAUUCUGUAUGAAAGAAACAUUUUCUCUCAAACUCUGUGAGAGUUUUAUUGCAUUUAGAUGUAUUUAAUUUUAGUGUCUGAAUAGAUGGUUGCAUUAGGGUUUGGAAAAUAAGACUGAAAUUUACCUUGUUCUUCUUUUAUAAAUAUUAUUCUAUUUACUGAUUUUUUUCUUGUGAGUGUAAGGAAUUUAAUUCUUUCACCAGUUGCUGUUUAUGGUCAUAGAAAGUCCGUCCAUUAAACUCAAAUGAACUGCU